AUGACGAGUAACAGCCAGGAUACACACACGAAUAGGUCGCAAACUGUUACUCUACCAGAAACAUCACAAUUAUUGCAACUUAGGGCGGAUCAAUCCGAUCAAGUACCAAAACUGUCUAAAAAGGAACAGAAAUCAAAGGUUACCUGGGAUAGAAAUGUUAUAGAUAAUGAACAUAUGAAUAAGAAGAAGACUAAGAUUUGUUGUAUUUUCCAUCCGCAACAGAAUUAUGAUGAGGAGGAAGAAACUGGCGGUGACCAUCAGCCAGCCAGUUCCUCGUCUACUUCCUCCUCGUCAGAGAAUGACGAUGGUAUGGACUUUGAAGCAAGAAGGAAGGCCAGGUUAGAGCGGCGACUUCAUAAGUUGGAGCAGAAGAAACCUAGUAGUCCCAAUGCAUAUGAAGUUCAACCUGACUAUCGUCAGUAUAGACAGAAAUUCCUGCAUGAGAAUAAAUGA
Molecule: messenger RNA, 453 nt
Organism: Eremothecium cymbalariae DBVPG#7215
Lineage: Eukaryota; Fungi; Ascomycota; Saccharomycetes; Saccharomycetales; Saccharomycetaceae
Gene: YPI1
Product: type 1 protein phosphatase-activating protein YPI1
Exons: 1
Coding region: 1-453 (150 amino acids)
Cellular component (GO): nucleus
Molecular function (GO): protein phosphatase 1 binding; protein serine/threonine phosphatase inhibitor activity
Source: RefSeq, a predicted model, not a curated record